This is a messenger RNA of Amphibalanus amphitrite, 2506 nucleotides long. RefSeq names its product chloride channel protein 2-like. Gene Ontology annotation, biological process: chloride transport. The transcript has 6 exons. Gene Ontology annotation, molecular function: voltage-gated chloride channel activity. The record is from RefSeq and is a predicted model, not a curated record. NCBI's taxonomy places the organism in Eukaryota, Metazoa, Arthropoda, Thecostraca, Balanomorpha, Balanidae. Bases 288 to 734 code for a protein of 148 amino acids.
AGUCGCCGCCGGUGGCGCGGCCGGCCGACCGGCACGGCGCCGAGCUGGAGCAGGACCCGCUGCUGGCCGCCGACGACAGGGCCCGCUUCACGGUGGAUACUGACGACUCGGAGGACGAGCGGACAGGAACGUCCGGCGGCUCCCGGCGCUGGCCGCUGAAGCCCAUUCUGAAGAAGACGGGCUCGUUCUCGCUGAAGUCGGCCAGUCCGCCGAACACUGUGUCGGCUGGGAACUAUGCCACCGUCACCGGCUCCAGCGACGGAAGGCUGCGGACCGCCAUAGGGCGAAUGGUGCAAAAGUCGCGGUCGUUCCGGUCGACGAGUAACCUCAGGGAGGACAGCGCCAAGUCGUCGUCAGCGCACAAACACGUCACCCUGCCCACAGUUCUGGACAUGGACAUGUCGUACGAACAGCAGAAGAGGUGGGAAGAACAGGAGCUCGACAAGCAGGUCGACUUCGCCAACUGCAAAAUCGACCCGGCGCCGUUCCAGCUGGUCGAGAGGACCACCCUGCUCAAGGUGCACUCUCUGUUCUCCAUGCUGGGCCUGAACCACGCCUAUGUGACGGCCAUCGGUCGCCUGAUCGGUGUGGUGGCACUCAAAGAGCUGCGGGAGGCCAUCCAGAAGGCCAAUCACUACACACCGCCCGAGCCGAGCGAGCCGUCCAAGGCGGCACGCUCUGCGGUCCCGGGCGGGCCGGGCGGAGCGGGCGGCGCUGCCGACUCGCGGGUCUAGCCGGGGCCGCACGGCCGGCGCCCAUCAGCGCUCUGUAUCUAGCCGGGGCCGCGCGGCCGGGGCCCAUCAGCGCUCUGUAUCUAGCCGGGGCCGCGCGGCCGGGGCCCAUCAGCGCUCUGUACAACUGUGCGCCGUAAUGGGUGGUGUGUAAGUGAGAAAGUUUACUAUAGGUACUUGGACAUGUGGUGUGUGAACAGACUACAGAGGGCUGUGGCAGUGAGGAGGCGGGCCGGGCUGGAGGACACAGGUGACGGUGUGCACGGCGGCACGGCUGUCACACGACCCGCCCAAGGACGAGCGCGGAUUGGACAGACGCGCCCGGCGCCGGCCGUGCCAGCUCCCUCCCGGCUGCAGUUCAGACUUCAGAGGUGGGGGGGGGGGGGGGUGAUGGCGCUCACCCUUCAACCUCCCCCGUCCGGCUGUGCUGGUGGAGGGCGGCAGCUCCAAUCGCCUCUCGCCUUGGUCGGUGACGCCGAUUAUUCCCAGUGCUGCGGGGUGCCAGGCCGCAGGGGCCUGUCCCGUGACCCAGUGCCGCCAGUCCGUGACCCAGACUCAGUACCUCCAGUCCGUGACCGUGACCCAGUGCCUCCAGUCCGUGACCCAGUGCCGCCAGUCCGUGACCCAGUGCCGCCAGUCCGUGACUCAGUACCUCUAGUCCGUGACCCAGACCCAGUGCCUCCAGUCCGUGACCCAGUGCCGCCAGUCCGUGACCCAGUGCCUCCAGUCCGUGACCCAGUGCCGCCAAUUCGUGACCCAGUGCCGCCAGUCCGUGACCGUGACCCAGUGCCUCCAGUCCGUGACCCAGUGCCUCCAGUCCGUGACCCAGUGCCGCCAGUCCGUGACCCAGUGCCGCCAGUCCGUGACCGUGACUCAGUGCCGCCAGUCCGUGACCCAGUGCCGCCAGUCCGCACCGGCCGUUCACGUUGUGGGUGCCACUGAUUGAGACAGUGUCACUGCCGCGCAGUGUGGCGGCGGCUGACGGACAGACCGGUGGCCCGGGGGGAGGGGGAGGGGGCCGGGGGAGGCGCCGCGGCCGCCGGUAGGCAGCGCGUGGACUCUGAACGGCCACGACACCGGCCCGUUGACCGUUUAUUUAGAGCCACCACCGGCGGCAGUGUCAUCACAUCGAUUCUUCUCUCAGCGAGAGCAAACUGUGUGAUCAGUUCAUAUCAAAUGGCUAUAUUAUGAUGACUUUUAUAAAGGUAUAAUGUCGCUAUAAUAUUUGAUAUGAUUAUCGAUUUUUCGGCAAUAAGAGUGACGAGUCGGAUCAUUACAAAAUGUGCCGUUCUACUGUAUUGAAUGUGAUGUAGGUAGGUGCCCUGUCACCUGGCAUCGUAGACAAUGUCAGCGCCAUCACUGGCAGUAUAGUAACCAAAUUAUUUUAACGAUGCCGUGGAGACGGACGUGCCGAUGUAGCGUCUCUGUGGAAAUGGUGACCCCGUGUGGGUACUGAAGACGGUGGCGCUUGCCGUACCGAUUGUGUGUCCCUGCCGUCCAGCGACCGUGUCAUCGUCCAUUGUCAGUGACAGUAACUUGCGAUGCGUCUUCGUGGUUUAUUGUUCGUAUGUUUCGUCCUAUUUUUAUCCAUCAUAUUUUUGAUCGAGUUUUUGAUGGGACUUUUUUAAUCACGUCAAUCAUUGAAUGUGGCAUCAAGGUAGGUAUGAUCCAAUUCCGUUCAUGGAGAUGAGAUUUCAAUGCAGAGACCGUGGUGGUCCUGUCGCGGUGAGCCGAGUGGCUUGUUGGCUCUGUCGUAAUACAUCAUAUCAUGCGUG